CGUUCACAGUCAUUUUGACGCUUUAAUAACAAAGUAAACAUGGCCACUGUCGAGUCCAUGGUUGUUGAAGAGCAACGAGAGCCGGAAAAGCCGGUUGAUAGAGAAAAGACCUGUCCCCUUCUCCUAAGAGUCUUCAGCAAUCUAGGACGACAUAAUCCAAUGAGUGACUACCACAGGGGACAGACCCCAGCUAAUGAACUUCAGAUCUACACAUGGCUAGAUGCAACACUUAAGGAGCUGACAAGUCUGGUCAAGGAGGUAAACCCAGAGGCUAGGAGAAAAGGAACAUUCUUUGAUUUUGCCAUUGUGUAUCCUGAUCCCAGGGCACCAGUUUAUAGACUGCGGGAGAUCGGUACCACCUGUGCUGGUCACCGCGGCCAAGAUGAUGGAAUAAGCCUCGCCAGCAAAAAGUUUGUUAUCGGAGAUUUCCUCGACAUUGCCAUCACACCACCCAGAAAUGACAGGCCAAAUCCAAGGAGAAACAGACCGCCAUAUUGAGUGGAUGACAUUUUGUAAAAGAGUGAAUCUUUGUGAAAGAAUGUUUUUUUUUACCUGAUAGUCAUGCUAAGUCUGUGCAUAUGAAAUACUUGUAUGGAUCAUAUAUAUGAAAUUUUAAAGUACUUUUAAUUUUUUUCCAUUAUUCACAAUCUCAUGAGAAAUGUGUUCAUUUCAACCAUCAUUAUAGAUACAAAAACUGCAGCAAUUCCAGGAGAUAAAGAUUAUCUCUCUUUUGAAAUAAAGCAUAAAAUCAAA
This is a messenger RNA of Saccostrea echinata, 753 nucleotides long. RefSeq names its product histone deacetylase complex subunit SAP18-like. The transcript is spliced from 3 exons. Lineage: Eukaryota; Metazoa; Mollusca; Bivalvia; Ostreida; Ostreidae. Gene Ontology annotation, molecular function: transcription factor binding; transcription corepressor activity. The record is from RefSeq and is a predicted model, not a curated record. Gene Ontology annotation, cellular component: nucleus. The coding region runs from base 40 to 498 and encodes 152 amino acids. Gene Ontology annotation, biological process: negative regulation of DNA-templated transcription.